AUGGAGAAAGUCACCUACGACUUCUACUCUGAUCUCUUCGACAGCCAUGUCCACUUACCUCCUCACCAUCUGAGGGAAGACGGACAAGUCAUUCCAGAGGUUCUCCCGUCCGAAAUACGACAUGCUAUCAUGUCGGUAAGAAAUCGUACGGCACCCGGUCCCGACAGAAUAAGACCAGAACACCUGAAGAGCCUUCCGCUAGUACUCAUCAACACCCUGGCGAGGCUCUUUACACGUUAUCUGUCGAAAUGCAAAGUUCCUAAACAGUGGAAGACCAGCAAGACCGUAUUGUUGUAUAAAAAGGGAGAUCCACAUGACAUCGGCAACUAUCGUCCAAUUUGCCUACUGUCCGUCAUCUACAAGCUAUUUACAAGAGUGAUCCUUAGUAGGAUUGAAAAAGUCUUGGAUGAAGGACAGCCAUGCGAGCAAGCAGGGUUUCGAAAAGGAUUCAGCACGAUUGACCACAUUCACACUGUUUCGAAACUCAUCGAGGUAUCACGAGAGUACAAGAUCCCACUCUAUCUCACCUUCGUCGACUUAAAGAAGGCCCUCGACUCAGUUGAGACGGAAGCGGUCGUGGAAGCCUUGGACAACCAAGGCGUCCCUACUCAGUACAUAAAGGUACUUCGAGAGUUGUACAGUAACUUCACGACCGAAAUUUCGCCAUUAUACAAGAACAUCAUCAUUGACGUGAAGAGGGGGGUCCGACAGGGUGAUGCAAUUUCACCCAAAGAGCAUCGAGGAUGUUGUGAAGAAGACCAGGAACAUCCGGCUCCGUGCUCACCUCCUCAACAUCACCGUACUUCCUGCUUUGACCUAUGCAUCGGAAACUUGGGCAUUUCGCAAGCAAGAAGAAAACGCGGUGAGCAUCAGUGA
Messenger RNA from Necator americanus (New World hookworm), 876 nucleotides. RefSeq lists its product as uncharacterized. Bases 1 to 876 code for a protein of 291 amino acids. The transcript has a single exon. The record is from RefSeq and is a predicted model, not a curated record. Lineage: Eukaryota; Metazoa; Nematoda; Chromadorea; Rhabditida; Ancylostomatidae.